AUGAAUCGAAAGCUUCACGUUGUACUACUAUCCCUUUCUCUUCUCUCCUCUCCAGUCGACCUCUCUCCAGGAAAGGCUGUUUUCUUUUUUCCCACCGUCCCGCCUCUUUUCCAACCCCACGAGGUGGAAAUGCAGACGAUCUGA
This is a messenger RNA of Leptomonas pyrrhocoris, 144 nucleotides long. RefSeq lists its product as hypothetical. Lineage: Eukaryota; Euglenozoa; Kinetoplastea; Trypanosomatida; Trypanosomatidae. Bases 1 to 144 code for a protein of 47 amino acids. The record is from RefSeq and is a predicted model, not a curated record. The transcript has a single exon.